UAGAUGGUGUGUGGUGCACCAGCCGUUCCGCUGACACCCAAUCCAAGUCCUGUACUGUACGUAUGCCGCGAUUUACAUUUUUUCAAUUUCUCCUCGACAGAGAGGAUGAAUGAUUUCCAUUAGACAGUCGCGACGGACACUUGCUUCACCCGGCUGUCGGAGAUGGGAAGAACUAUCGUGAGCCUGGGCUCAUCCGCAGCCUUAUCCUUCACUCUUCCACCGCACCGCCACCGCCUCCUCCUCUUGUCUAAGCCUAGACCCCUCCCUCGAUACUUCAACCUCCCUCUCCCCUCCCCAGCUUUCCUAAAUCCAAAGCUAUCCUGCGCACCUACCGUGCUUCGAGCGCCCCAGUGCGCACUUCACUCCCACAUCGACCGCAGCGCAUUUUUACAGGAUGCGGGUGCCACGGCUCUUGUCACGGCCGGCGCUUACAUGCUUGUCCUCGCUUUCGAUCUUCUCACCAAGCGCAAUCUAGUCGAACAGAAGCUGAGCAGGAAGCUGGUGCAUGUAUUAUCAGGGCUUCUCUUCAUGGCUUCUUGGCCACUUUUCAGCACCUCUACAGAGGCACGCUAUUUUGCAGCUGUGGUCCCCCUCCUGAAUUGCUUAAGGCUUCUUGUUUAUGGUCUCUCGAUUGCCACUGAUGAGGGUCUGGUGAAAUCUGUCACACGGGAUGGGAAGCCUGAGGAAUUGCUUCGCGGUCCACUGUAUUAUGUUCUGGUGUUGAUGUUGUGUGCUCUAGUAUUCUGGCGCGAGUCUCCCAUUGGAGUGAUCCCCUUGGGUAUAAUGAGUGGUGGGGAUGGAUUUGCUGAUAUCAUGGGGAGAAGGUUUGGGGCACUAAAACUUCCUUACAAUCAACAGAAGAGUUGGAUCGGAAGCAUUUGCAUGUGUUUAUUCGGUUUUGCUGUUUCCAUUGGGAUGCUCUACUACUUUGCGAGUCUGGGAUAUCUGCGGUUGGAUUGGGUUUCGACUGUGGAAAAAGUAGCCCUUAUUUCGUUUGUGGCUACAUUGGUGGAAUCGCUUCCAAUUACAGAGGUUGUGGAUGAUAACAUAUCGGUUCCUUUAACGAGCAUGCUGAUGGCCUUCCUGUUUUUCGGAUAUGGGCCGCCACAUUGAGCUUUGCCUCAGUGAUAUUUUUGCUUAUUCCUUCAUAGCUGUUUGGGAGACAGAGCACCUCCCGCGAUGCCAACAGAUGUUACUCUUGUUAUUGAAUCUGCUUAAACUAUGCUCAGUGGCAAAAAUGGUCGUGUCUCUUCUUUCAACCAUUGCUGGAAAGGUCGUAGAGUAAUUUAAAUGUAAAAUCAUAAAUUCUCUACUCUUCAUGAAAUCCUCUGAUUGCAGCAGCACAUGAGAAUAAAUGCACAUUGUUGGUUUUCUGUA
Messenger RNA from Magnolia sinica, 1377 nucleotides. RefSeq names its product probable phytol kinase, chloroplastic. Gene Ontology annotation, biological process: vitamin E biosynthetic process. Gene Ontology annotation, cellular component: chloroplast. The coding region runs from base 163 to 1113 and encodes 316 amino acids. Gene Ontology annotation, molecular function: phytol kinase activity. The record is from RefSeq and is a predicted model, not a curated record. The transcript has 6 exons. Lineage: Eukaryota; Viridiplantae; Streptophyta; Magnoliopsida; Magnoliales; Magnoliaceae.